Messenger RNA from Camelina sativa (false flax), 1047 nucleotides. The record is from RefSeq and is a predicted model, not a curated record. NCBI's taxonomy places the organism in Eukaryota, Viridiplantae, Streptophyta, Magnoliopsida, Brassicales, Brassicaceae.
AUGGAUCCUAAAUGUAAGUUCCCUACUGCAGACGAAAUUGACAAGUUGAUUUGUGCUGAAAUUCCAGACAAGGAAAAAGAUCCAGAACUCUACAAUAUAAUAUCAGAAUGUAUGAUUCAUGGUCCAUGUGGUAGUGCUAACCCAUCAUCUCCUUGCAUGGAAGAAGGUAGUUGUUCAAAACUUUACCCAAAACAGAAUGUUAAAACCACCAACAUUGACAAGGAAGGUUACCCGGUUUAUAGAAGAAGAAAGGAUGGGCAUUUUAUCGAGAAGAAUAGUUUCAAAUGUGAUAACCGAUAUGUUGUCCCUUACAAUCAGACUUUGUCGCUUAAAUAUCAUGCUCAUAUUUAUGUGGAGUGGUGCAACCAAACAGUUACUGAAGAAGGUCACAAGAAUCUCCAAAAUGAAAAUACUCCAUCAUCGAAAGACGAAAUACAAGAUUACUUUGAUGGCAGAUAUGUAUCUGCAUGUGAAGCUAUGUGGAGGAUUUUAGCUUACCCAAUACAUUAUAGGCAAACCGCUGUUUUGCCACUCACUUUCCAUGAGGAAGGCAAACAACCUAUUUAUUACCGAGAAGGUGAGUCUGCACAGAAUGUCAUGGAUCAUGACUCUCUUGAUGAAUCUCAGUUUCUUGCUUUAUUUCAACUUAAUAAGCGUGAUGAAGAAGCUAGAAAGUUAUUAUACGAAGAAAUACCAAGCAAGUUUAUUUGGUAUGGGGAGGAGAAAUAUUUUUUCAGGAGAAAAACAAGAACAUUUGCUAUAUGGAGAAUUAACUAUGUGCCUCCAACCAUAGAUGAUGCAUAUCAUUUGAGGAUACUUCUCAAUUCCAUCAGAGGUCCUACCAGUUUUGAUCACAUUAAAACUAUGAAUGGUGUCGUACACAAAACGUAUCGUGAAGCAUGUUACGCUCUUGGGUUGUUAGAUGAUGACAAAGAAUAUAUUGAAGGUAUCAAAGAAGCACAUUUCAUGUGUUCUCCAAAGUUCGUUCGUAAAAUGUUUGUCAGGAUGCUUCUCUUAGCUGUUUUAAGUACUCCUCAUAUUGUAUAG